This is a messenger RNA of Triticum turgidum subsp. durum (durum wheat), 1374 nucleotides long. The record is from the annotation of a GenBank genome assembly. Lineage: Eukaryota; Viridiplantae; Streptophyta; Magnoliopsida; Poales; Poaceae.
AUGGGGAGCAGAACGGCCAAGGUCCUCGCCGUCGCGGUGGCCAGCACGGUGCUCGUCGCCGCCGAGGUCGCCCUCUACCUCUGCCUGCGUCUGUCGAGGCCCUUCUACCUCUCCACGGCCGCCGUCCUGGCGGCGACGGUCCUGACGCUGCUGGUCAUGCUCCACUGCACGGCGGGGCGGGCGGACCGCAUGGCGGCGCGGCGGGCGCUGGACGACGGCGAGGAGCUGCGGGCCGAGUACAGCUACUUCCGCAAGGUGGCCGGGCUGCCGCGCAAGUUCUCGCUGCACGCGCUGGCGGCGGCCACGGACGACUUCCGGUGCGUGGCCGGGCGGGGCGCCUCGGGCACCGUCUUCCGCGGCGUCCUCGACGACGGCACCCCCGUCGCCGUCAAGCGGAUCGCCGACGACGGCCGCGCCGCCGCCGGACGCGCCGACAAGGAGUUCCGGGCGGAGGUGGCCGCCAUCGCCGGCGCGCAGCACGUCAACCUGGCCCGCCUCCUCGGCUUCUGCCUCGGCUCCCCGCGCUUCCUCGUCUACGAGUACAUGGACCACGGCUCCCUCGACCGCUGGAUCUUCCCCGCCCCCACCCCCGCCGAUGACGCCGCCGCCGACGCCCGCCCGCGCGGCUGCCUGCCGUGGCCGCGCCGCUACCAGGUCGCCGUCGACGUCGCCAAGGCGCUCGCCUACCUGCACCACGACUGCCGCUCCAAGGUGCUGCACCUGGACGUGAAGCCGGAGAACAUCCUCCUCGACGACGGCUUCCGGGGCGUCCUCUCCGACUUCGGCCUCUCCAAGCUGGCCGGCAAGGACCAGAGCCGGGUGGUCACGGCGGUGCGCGGCACCGCGGGCUACCUCGCGCCCGAGUGGCUCCUCGGCGCCGGCGUCACGGAGAAGUCCGACGUCUACAGCUACGGCAUGGUGCUGCUGGAGCUGGUCGCCGGCCGCCGCUGCGUGCGGCCGGAGGAGGACGGCGGGUGGUCGUACCUGCCCAAGAUCGCCGCCGAGAUGACGCGGGCGGGGCGCGUGAUGGAGGUCGUGGACCGGAGGCUCUCCUCCGGCGUCGGGGACGCGGAGCAGGCGGCGGUGCGGCGCGCGGUGCACGUGGCGCUGUGGUGCGCGCAGGAGAAGGCCGGGGCGCGGCCGAGCAUGGCGCGCGUGCUGGAGAUGCUGGAGGGGAGGGUCGCCGGGGAGGUGGAGGCGCCGCCGCCGUCCGACACGAUCAUGGAGGACCUUCUGGCGCUCGGCCACGCCCGCGCGCGGGGCGGCGGGCCGUUCCGGCUGCCGUCGGCGGGCCCGGCCGGGAGGGCCGCCUCGUCGGCGUCGGUGCUGAGCAAGUACGACUCGUUCGCCAUGUCCUACCUGUCAGGGAGAUAG